AGUCUGUCACCAAGGCUGGAGUGCAAUGGUGCAAUCAUGGCUCACUGUAGCCUCAACCUCAUGGGCUCCAGCAAUGCUCCUACCUCAAAAGGAUACCAGUCCUCCAGGCAGACAUCAGGCCCCAGGCGGACACUGGACUCAAGCUCCUGCUCCAUAUGCAGCAAUACAGGAAAUUCCAGUGCCAGCUGUUGAGCCAGUGCCAGCGCCAGGGGAAGAGCCCCCUCCAGGGACAGCACUGGAACUAGAGGCAGCUCCAGAGUCUUCCUGCCCCUGCCCUGGUACAGCCAAGGACCAGCCCAGGGAGGAGCUGCCUGACAUCAUGGAACCUGCUGUGGCCACUGGCAUUAGCCCUGGAGCUGAAAGCGUGCUAUGCUAUUCUAAUAUGUACAAGAGUAAAAAUAAGAUUGGCAGCUGCGGGGAGAUGCGGGCAAAAGAGCAUCAGUGA
Molecule: messenger RNA, 445 nt
Organism: Pan troglodytes (chimpanzee)
Lineage: Eukaryota; Metazoa; Chordata; Mammalia; Primates; Hominidae
Product: ral-GDS-related protein-like
Exons: 3
Coding region: 26-445 (139 amino acids)
Source: RefSeq, a predicted model, not a curated record